This is a messenger RNA of Xenopus laevis (African clawed frog), 3183 nucleotides long. It is a transcript of the gene hspa12a.S, whose product is annotated as heat shock protein family A (Hsp70) member 12A S homeolog. Lineage: Eukaryota; Metazoa; Chordata; Amphibia; Anura; Pipidae. The record is from RefSeq and is a predicted model, not a curated record. Gene Ontology annotation, cellular component: cytoplasm; nucleus. The transcript has 12 exons. The coding region runs from base 364 to 2358 and encodes 664 amino acids.
ACAGGGGAGAGCAGUGUCUGGAGGGGAGAGGGAGGGUAGAACUGCAGCUUUUGCCUCUCUGCGCAUCCUGCAGCCCAGAACAAGUAGGAAUUCACACAAAAAAGCAAAAAUCCCAGUGGGUCUCAUGUCUGUCUGUGGGAGAGGCAGGAAAGGGGCGGAAAGGAAAUAUUAAAAAAAAAGCAAAGAAGGAGCCUUGGCUUGUGUGAGAUGAUGAGAACUGCUACGUCACUGGGCUGAGUGCAGGGCAAUGGCUGGCAGUGUGUGAUCAGCAGUGAGCAAGGUUACUGGGACGCUCUCUCUCCCUGCAGCAGCACCCACAGCAGCACCCGCAGCAGCACCCGCAGCAGCACCCACAGCAGCACCAUGUCUGCUAAGGACAUCCAGGCAGCAGAGAGGAUUUCCACCUCCGCGUGCUCCUCUCCGGCCAGAGGUUUGGGUGACCCAGGGAUUACGCCUCUUUCUCCGUCACACAUAACAUCGAAAGACUCUGACUCCAACGAGGCCGAGGAGAAGACCUUCUCCAUAGUCGUUGCCAUUGAUUUUGGCACCACGUCCAGUGGCUACGCCUACAGCUUCGCAAAGGAGCCCGAAUGUAUUCACAUAAUGAGGCGCUGGGAAGGGGGAGAUCCUGGAGUUUCCAACCAGAAGACCCCCACCACCAUGUUACUGAUGCCGGAUAGGAAGUUCCACAGUUUUGGCUUUGCAGCUCGGGAUUUUUACCAUGACCUGGACCCGAGUGAAUCCAAACACUGGCUGUAUUUUGAGAAGUUUAAGAUGAAGUUGCACAGCAGCACCGAUCUCACCAUGGAGACAGAACUCACGGCUGCCAAUGGCAAGAGGGUUAAAGCACUAGAGAUAUUUGCCUAUGCGCUCCAGUACUUUAGGGAACAGGCUCUGAAGGAGCUCAGUGACCAGGCUGGUACCGAAAUGGAUAAUUCCGAGGUGAGAUGGGUAAUCACUGUCCCUGCCAUCUGGAAACAGCCGGCCAAGCAGUUCAUGAGGCAGGCGGCCUACAAGGCUGGAAUGGCCUCACCUGAGAGCCCAGAUCAGCUGAUUAUUGCCCUAGAACCAGAAGGGGCCUCUAUUUACUGCAGGAAACUCCGCCUCCACCAGAUGAUUGACUUGAGCAACAAAGCGGCUAUUAACGGCAUCAGCCCGACAGACCCAGCCAAGGACCAUGUCCGUCGGAACCGCCAGAGUCGCACUUUCUUGGUGGAGAAUGUUAUCGGGGAGCUAUGGUCUGAGCUGGAGGAAGGAGAUCGAUAUGUCGUGGUUGACUGUGGAGGAGGAACAGUAGACCUGACAGUUCAUCAGAUCAGGUUGCCAGAGGGUCAUUUGAAAGAACUUUACAAAGCAUCCGGGGGACCAUAUGGAUCUCUUGGUGUUGACUAUGAGUUUGAGAAGCUUCUAUGCAAAAUAUUCGGAGAUGAUUUCAUUGACACGUUCAAAGUGAAGCGUCCGGCGGCCUGGGUCGACUUAAUGAUCGCCUUCGAGUCGCGCAAGAGAGCAGCCACCCCAGACAGAACCAACCCCUUAAACAUCACGUUGCCGUUUUCCUUCAUUGAUUACUACAAAAAAUUCCGGGGUCACAGCGUGGAACACGCCUUGCGCAAGAGCAAUGUGGACUUUGUGAAGUGGUCCUCCCAGGGGAUGUUACGGAUGAAUCCAGACGCAAUGAACGCUCUAUUCAAGUCCACCAUUGACCACAUAAUUGAACAUUUAACAAAUCUUUUCCAAAAGCCAGAGGUCACUGGAGUAAAAUUCCUUUUCUUGGUGGGUGGAUUUGCCGAGUCCCCUUUGCUCCAGCAGGCCGUCCAGCGAGCGUUUGGUGAUCAAUGCCGCGUUAUUAUCCCACAUGAUGUUGGAUUAACGAUCCUUAAAGGAGCCGUGUUAUUUGGGUUGGAUCCGGCUCUGAUCAAGGUCCGACGUUCCCCCCUGACCUAUGGAGUAGGAGUUUUAAAUCGCUACGUGGAAGGCAAACACCCACCUGAAAAGUUGCUUCUGAAAGAUGGCACCCGGUGGUGCACCGACGUCUUCGAUAAAUUCAUUCUCUCCGACCAAUCGGUGGCCCUGGGGGAGACGGUGAAACGCAGCUACACGCCGGCCAAACAAUCCCAGCUUGUCAUCAUCAUUAAUAUCUACAGCUCAGAGCAGGAUGACGUUCAUUUCAUCACUGAUUCUGGAGUCAGAAAGUGCGGAACCUUGAGGCUGGAUCUGACCGGCGUGGAAAAAACCCCCGUUCCGAGCCGCAGGGAGAUACAGACCGUUAUGCAGUUUGGGGACACUGAGGUUAAAGCAACGGCAAUAGAUGUAGCAACUUCUAAAAAUGUGAAAGUCAGCAUUGAUUUCCUCAAUUAGAAGUUCCUCCAGCUCUCCCUAAUUCUCCUGUAUUUCAUUUGCUCUAUCCCCUCCCAUUACGCUAACUCAGCUCUGGGACCUGGAGUCCUGUCCUGUUUUAUUGAGCCAUAAGCUGUACAUUGUAGUGUCAGUAUAGGGCCGAUACCUAAAAGAAAAUGUAACCUUCACUUACAUCAAAUCCAAUGAGCUCACCUAAAAAAAGUGGAACUUGCACGUGUAAAUUCCUUGAUCUUUAUUACAAAUGUGAUCCAAAGAAAUCUUAGUCCAAAAAAAAAAUUCUUCCAGGGAAAACUGAAUUCCUUCUUUAAGUGUGAAAGUGAUUUCCGCCAUCAAAAUUCUCCAGUAUUUUCCUGUAUCUCAUUAGCUCUAACGACCAGCCCAAUAGACGAGCCAACCGAUAUCCAAGUCUUCUGCCGAUCAGUUGGCUUGUCUCCCACCUUACACCCCGAAUAUCAUACGGAAAUUUGUUUCAUACGAUAUUGUCGGUGCGUCUAUGGCCACCAUUACUCCGUUUUGGGACUCUGUCCUGUACAUUGCAGUGCCAGUUUAUGGUCAAGUUCAAAGUGGGAAGCUCUCGGCCCCAAUCCUUAAUUAUGUGUCUUGUACACAAGAAAUGUAGUUGGUCAACAGAAUGUUCAUCUGGAAGCUUACAAACGCAGGUUCACAUUGAAUUGAUCUUCAUUUGAAAUUUCUCAAAAAAUUGUUGGAAACAAAUUCAGUUACCUAAUGCCUAGUUUCAUGAGUGGUAUCAAACUUUAAGGGGCAGAUUUAUCAAAGGUUGAAUAGUCAAUUCGAAUUUGAAAUUGAGAGUUUAAAAAUUCACAC